This is a messenger RNA of Protopolystoma xenopodis, 429 nucleotides long. Lineage: Eukaryota; Metazoa; Platyhelminthes; Monogenea; Polystomatidea; Polystomatidae. The record is from the annotation of a GenBank genome assembly.
UCCAAAUCGCGCAGUCUAGCUGCGGUGAAUCGGAGGCCCUCGGCCGUCCUGUCUCUUCGACCAAUCACAACUCGUCUCGCCCGGUGGGUAAACAUUGCCCAAACGGCUGGACCAAUCAGACGGCAGCACUGGUCCCCUUGUCCGAUCGAGGCGUCCGUGGAGCGAAGGCAAGGAAGAGGAGGGAAGAAGAGGAAGGAAGGAGGCGGAGGGGAAGGGGACGACGAUCGAGGCCGGCUUUCACGUCCGGGACAGUAUGCCGGUCGGGCGUCAUUGUGUACCAAAGACCCCGGGCCGGUAGUCUCAGCCACGAGUCGCUAUCUGCCAGCCCGUGUUCGUGUCCGUGUCCGAGCGAGUAAUGCACGAUGCCGAGCACAGCAGAAUGACGUCGAAGACGUGGAGUCUGCUGGAGAACAAGGCAAGUGUGCUUAG